Messenger RNA from Eucalyptus grandis, 1412 nucleotides. Its product is annotated as desmethylxanthohumol 6'-O-methyltransferase-like. The transcript has 2 exons. Gene Ontology annotation, molecular function: O-methyltransferase activity; protein dimerization activity; S-adenosylmethionine-dependent methyltransferase activity. The record is from RefSeq and is a predicted model, not a curated record. Gene Ontology annotation, biological process: methylation. Lineage: Eukaryota; Viridiplantae; Streptophyta; Magnoliopsida; Myrtales; Myrtaceae. The coding region runs from base 33 to 1118 and encodes 361 amino acids.
CCCGAUAGGCAAAGUUCACGGAGAGAGAGACCAUGGAAGGAGCGAAGGAAGGAGAUGCAGCUGCAAUGCUACGAGGCCAAGCCGAGAUAUGGCGUUACAUGCUCAGCUUCGCGGACUCAAUGGUCCUCAACUGCGCAGUCGAGCUCCGCAUAGCCGACAUCAUCCAUUCCCACGGCGGCCGCCCGGUCACCUUGGCCCAGAUAGCCCGGUCGAUCGAGGGCUCCCCUUCCCCCGACCUCCCCUACCUCUCCCGCGUCAUGCGCCUCCUCGUCCGCCGCAACAUCUUCUCCGUCCACCACCCGUCCGACAGCGGGGACCCACUCUACGGCCUCACCGACUCGUCCCGCUGGCUGGUCCGGGACUCGGAGCUGAACCUCGUCCCGAUGGUCAUUAUGGAGAACCACCCGCUCCAGCUUGCGCCGUGGCACUGCCUCGGCCAGUGCGUGAGGGAAGGCGGGAUCGCGUUCCAGAAGGCGCACGGGGUGAAGAUGUGGGAGUUCGCCGGGGACAACCCCGAGUUCAACAAGAUGUUCAACGAGGCCAUGGCGUGCACGGCCAAGAUCAUAAUGAAGGCCGUCCUGGAGGCGUACGGGGACGGGUUCAGCCUCGUGGGGUCGGUAGUGGAUGUGGGAGGCGGGACCGGGGGCGUGAUCGCCGAGAUCGUCAGGGCAUAUCCUCAUAUUCGGGGGAUCAACUUCGACUUGCUGCACGUCGUGGCCACGGCGCCGGCUCACGACGGUGUGGAGCACGUGGGAGGCAGCAUGUUCGAGGCCAUUCCCAAGGCUGAUGCGGUGUUUCUCAAGUGGGUUCUACACGACUGGGGAGACGAAGACUGCGUGAAGAUACUGAAGAAUUGCAGGAAAGCCAUAGCAUCGUCGGAUCAGAAACCUGGGAAGCUCAUAAUGGUCGACCUGGUCCUUCUCGACCGGGAGGGCAGCGGUGGCCUGUUCGAGGACGUCGGAGUGACGUUCGACCUGCUCAUGAUGGCUCACCAGUCGGGAGGGAAGGAGAGGACGGAGUCUGAGUGGAAGCUGCUGCUGGAACAGGGCGGCUUCCCUCGCCACAACAUCAUCAAGAUCCAAGCCCUGCCUUCCAUUAUCGAGGCAUUUCCCCAGUAAAAAUAUCGUUUUCCUUCUCUCGGUUUGGUAAUUAGAUUUCGCUAUUGCACGCACGUACCUUCCCUUCGAAACUGUCGUUCUUCGAGUUCUUGCGUUAUUUAAUAGUGUGACGGUAGUUCCAUUGUAAACUUAGUGUAUUUUCACCAUUUGCAUGCAAUUGGGUGUGGAUCAAGUGGUGUAGGGGUAUGCAAAAGAAUCGAGAAUUGCCCGAAACUGGACGGGAUUGAAUCAAUCACAAUUCCCGAUGAAUACAAUAUAUAUAUUAAAAAUUUUAUAAGAUGCUCUGUUAAAUUA